CGCGGCCCGACCUCUCGGGCCUCUCCCGGCGUGAAGACGACGUCAUGACCCGCCCGCGCCUGGAAGGCCAGGGCGGGCUCUAUGGGCGCGCCUAUCUCCUCCAAUAAGGGGCUUGCGCGGACUCUUCAGUUAUUCGCUGGGUGCGCGGGGAAAGAGCAGUUGCACCGCUGGCAUUCCAGAAGCAGGUUGCCUGCAGACAUGGUCCUCACGAUCAACUGCAUCGUCGCUGUGGCCCAGAACAUGGGCAUAGGGAAGAACGGGGAGCUGCCCUGGCCCCCGCUCAGGAAUGAAUUCAAGUACUUCCAGAAAAUGACAACAACUCCUUCAGUAGAAGGUAAACAGAAUCUGUUGAUAAUGGGGAAAAAGACCUGGUUCUCUAUUCCUGAGAAGAAUCGACCUUUAAAAAACAGGAUUAAUUUAGUUCUCAGCAGAGAACUAAAGGAACCUCCUCCUGGAGCUCAUUAUCUUGCCAACAGUCUGGAUGAUGCAUUUGACCUUCUGCAACUUCCAGAACUAGCAAAUAAGGUGGACAUGAUUUGGAUAGUUGGAGGCAGCUCUGUUUAUAAGGAAGCGAUGAAGAAACCUGGUCAUCAGCGUCUGUUUGUGACAAGAAUUUUGCAAGAAUUUGAGUGUGACACGUUUUUUCCAGAAAUUGAUCUAAGGAAAUAUAAACUUCUCCCAGAAUAUCCAGGUGUUCUUACUGAUGUCCAGGAAGAAAACGGCAUUCAGUAUAAAUUUGAAGUAUAUGAAAAACAUGAUUAAUGUGAAAGGUUUGAAGGCUGCUGCUUCCAACUAAUUUUUCCUCUAAAAAUUAAGUUUGCAUGAUGUUAGAAUAAAAACUAUUAUUAGAAA
Molecule: messenger RNA, 852 nt
Organism: Vombatus ursinus (common wombat)
Lineage: Eukaryota; Metazoa; Chordata; Mammalia; Diprotodontia; Vombatidae
Gene: DHFR
Product: dihydrofolate reductase
Exons: 6
Coding region: 82-762 (226 amino acids)
Biological process (GO): tetrahydrofolate biosynthetic process; glycine biosynthetic process; folic acid metabolic process
Cellular component (GO): mitochondrion
Molecular function (GO): NADP binding; dihydrofolate reductase activity
Source: RefSeq, a predicted model, not a curated record